This is a messenger RNA of Bombyx mandarina (wild silkworm), 3528 nucleotides long. It is a transcript of the gene Nadsyn, whose product is annotated as NAD synthetase. Gene Ontology annotation, cellular component: cytoplasm. The record is from RefSeq and is a predicted model, not a curated record. Lineage: Eukaryota; Metazoa; Arthropoda; Insecta; Lepidoptera; Bombycidae. Gene Ontology annotation, biological process: NAD+ biosynthetic process. Gene Ontology annotation, molecular function: NAD+ synthase (glutamine-hydrolyzing) activity; ATP binding; glutaminase activity.
AAGAAACGGAAAUAGUUUAAUAACAUUGUAAUUGCAUUUGCAGUCAAUGCAGUCUUAAUAAACAUAGUGUAUUAUUGAGGAAAAUAUAGAAAGUAGAUAAAAAAAUAUGCAGAGAUAUGUACUGUAAUUAGUAUCAACAUAAAUAAACCCGACGACACAGUAAAGUACAGAAAAAAGAUUGCGUGCAGGAUCAUAUUAAUUUCAGAUUAGAAAAUGGGUAGAAAAGUGACAGUAGCGGUUUGUACCUUGAAUCAGUGGGCUCUGGACUUUGAAGGAAAUUUGAACAGGAUAUUACAGUCAAUUCAAGAAGCCAAAGAGCUCGGUGCAUUGUAUCGAACUGGCCCGGAGUUAGAGAUAUGUGGUUAUAGCUGCGAAGAUCAUUUCCACGAAUCCGACACGUACCUUCACAGCUGGCAAGUGCUAGUCGAACUAUUGAAAUCGCCAACAUGUAAAGACAUACUCAUAGACGUCGGUAUGCCGGUACAGCACCGUAACGUCUCAUACAAUUGUCGCGUGGCGUUUUUCAACAGGAAGAUAAUACUUAUCAGACCGAAAAUGAUAUUGUGUGACGACGGGAAUUACAGGGAGACCAGAUGGUUCUCCUGUUGGACUAAAGACAGACAAAUCGAAGACUUUUAUUUACCAAGAAUGAUAACGGCAGUGACGAACCAAUCUACCGUUCCUAUUGGUGACGCUGUUAUCUCGACCAGAGACACUUGUAUAGGUUUCGAAAUAUGCGAAGAAUUGUGGAAUCCACAAAGCCGCCACAUUCCGUUGAGCUUGGACGGGGUAGAAAUAAUAUCGAAUGGCUCCGGCAGCUAUAUGGAGCUCCGUAAAGCGUACGUCACGGUCGACUUGGUGAAGAGCGCGACCUUCAAGAGCGGGGGCGCAUAUCUGUUCAGCAACUUGAGGGGCUGCGACGGCCAGAGGAUAUACUUCAACGGCUGCUCGUGUGUGGCCGUGAACGGAGAAAUUGUCAGUCGGGGACAGCAGUUCGGUUUGAUCGAUGUUGAAGUAACGACCGCUACCAUAGAUUUAGAAGAUAUAAGGUCUUAUCGAGCAAAAAAUAGAUCUCGUUGUCAUUUGGCAGCUUCGAAUAAACCAUUUCCCAGGAUCUAUGUGGAUUUUUCGCUGUCUGACGAUGAAGACAUACAUUUAACGACGAAUCCACCUAUACAAUGGCACUAUUUGAGUCCAGAAGAGGAAAUAUCUUUGGGUCCCGCGUGCUGGCUGUGGGACUACCUCCGUCGCUCGGGCCAGGGCGGCUUCUUUCUACCGUUGAGCGGCGGAGUGGACUCCAGCAGCACCGCAUGCAUUGUGUUCUCUAUGUGCACACAGAUAUGCGAAGCCAUUAAGAAAGGAGAAAGUCAAGUGUUAUAUGAUGUAAGGAAAAUCAUGUGUCAGCCUGACUACACGCCGUCCGACCCGAUGGAGCUGUGCAACAAGCUACUGGUGACUUGUUAUAUGGCGUCGGAGAACUCGAGCCGCGAGACUAAGCAGCGAGCUUCGCAGCUCGCGAGCCAGAUAGGCAGUUACCAUUUCCCAAUUCUGAUUGAUACGGCGGUUAACGCUGCGCUUGGCAUCUUUACUGCGGCUACUGGUCUGUUACCGAUAUUCAAAAGCAAAGGAGGCUGCCCAAGACAGAACCUUGCAUUACAAAAUAUACAAGCCCGUAUACGUAUGGUUCUGUCGUAUUUGUUCGCGCAGCUAAUGCUCUGGGUCCGCGGCAGACCUGGAGGUCUUUUAGUACUGGGAUCCUCAAACGUCGACGAAGCCCUGCGAGGCUAUAUGACUAAGUACGAUUGUUCCAGUGCAGAUAUUAAUCCCAUCGGUGGAAUAUCUAAGACUGACCUCAAAUCUUUCUUAUAUUACGCUAAGAAUAGAUUUUUCUUGCCGUCUCUAUCGGAAAUUCUAGAAGCACCUCCGACUGCAGAACUCGAGCCAUUGGCCGACGGUCAGAUAACGCAAACCGACGAACAAGACAUGGGUAUGACAUACGCUGAACUGUCCGAAUUUGGAACUUUAAGGAAGACCUAUAAAUGCGGCCCUUACAGCAUGUUCGAGAAACUGGUUCAUAAGUGGAGUGAUAAAUGUACGCCUAAGGAGGUGGCUGAAAAGGUGAAACAUUUUUUCCGGUGUUACGCGAUCAACAGGCACAAGAUGACGGUGCUGACGCCUUCCUACCACGCCGAGACCUACAGCCCCGACGACAACCGCUUCGAUCUCAGACCUUUCCUAUAUCGAGUACACUGGAAUUGGCAGUUCAAGACCAUAGAUGACGCUGUCAUACAAAUGAGCAAGGAAAAGCGUACAUCAGUUAGCCGGGUUGGAUAUGAGCAGAGCAAAACAAAUCCGAAUUCUCCGACUACUACAUUGAGUUCGUCGUUCACAAAGAACGACAGACAGGGUGUACUGAUUUGACAUUAAUGAACACUAGCUAAAUAAAUUGCUGUUUCUGACGCGAAGCAGUCACACGUGAGGGUUCGAAGGUGGCUCAAGAUGGAUGGCAGCAUUGUGAUAUCCAUGGGUUCCAAUAAGCCCAAACACCCACGUAAGCACUAAAAAUUUAUAUCCAGAGUUCAUGGUUAUUUGGUUUAAGCGAAAUUUUUGAAACUUUACAAUGGUGAAAUUUAAAGUAUAAAAUUUUGAAAAAUACCAUGACAGAAAAUCUUCUUCGGCUAUUUGAAUGGCUGAACUUAAUUGAGGUAUAGACGAGAAUCGUUGGUCUCCCGUCUAGAUGUGGAUAAGUAUGUAUGCGUCGUCGUCCGGUGUGUAACGUAAUGUGGUAAAGGUAUGUAAGUACCUGAGUAGGCGCCGUCGGUGUUCGGAUAAUAAAUUAAAUACGACACCUUGCACACUAAUUAAAUGUUUAUUAAAAGUUACACUUAGUCCACACCAAAAUACAAAACAGUCUAUAUUAUUAUAAUUAUGAGGAAUUGAAGGUUACGAGCACAGAUGAGAUUCAGUUUAUAAACAGUACACAGAAGACACUUUACACUUUACGACAAUACUAUUACGAUAAACACAAAGAAAGCGCGUUAUCAAAAGCGAGGCAAAAGCUUCGAAAGCAAUAAACAGUAUACAAUAAGCGAUAGCGACGUGCGUUCAGUACGAGGUAAGUUUCGACUGGGGGCGUGGCUAGCCGCGAUCAGCUGCGCAGGAGUGCUUUUCGAUCUACCCGCGACAUUCCGUCCAAGCGCGCGUGUCCACAGCGCGAACGAACGGGCGACCAGCUGAUUGACGCGGCACGAUAAAUUGUCGUGUGUGUAUGUCUGUUUUGUAUGUAAUGUAGUAAUAAUAUAUGAAUAGAUAUGUUAUAUGUGUGAAUGUAUACUCUGUGUGUAUUAAUAAUUAUAUUAAAUAAAUAUAUUAUAUAAGUUUUAUAUUGUGAAGAGUAAAUGUGUGUGCAUGUAAUGUGGGAUAAGCCCACAGAGGUUUAACUAAAAACAUCGAAUUGUUGAUGCUAAUCUAUAUAUAUAAAAAUGAAUUGCUGUUCGUUAGUCUCGCUAAAACUUGAGAACGGUUGGA